CUGACCUCGUCACGUGAUCGUAGCAUCUGUCAGCAAACAGCUGAAGUGUUUUCUCGUCUUUACUCGGUGAAAUCGUGACAUUUGGAGCUCUGAGAUGGCCGGCCGCGGGAAACUGAUCGCCGUCAUAGGCGAUGAGGACACGUGCACCGGCUUCCUGCUCGGUGGGAUCGGCGAGCUCAACAAGAACCGGAAACCGAAUUUCCUGGUGGUGGAGAAGGACACGAGCAUCACGGAGAUCGAAGAGACCUUCAAGAGCUUCUUGGCUCGCAACGACAUCGGCAUCAUCCUCAUCAACCAGUUCAUCGCCGAGAUGAUCCGUCACGCGAUCGACGCCCACAUGCAGUCGAUCCCGGCAGUGUUGGAGAUCCCGUCCAAAGAGCAUCCGUACGACGCGUCCAAGGACUCCAUCCUGCGCCGCGCCAAGGGCAUGUUCUCCGCGGAGGACUUCCGAUAGACUCCGAACUGCCCCCAACACAAACACACUCUGUUUACACCUCGACGGAAACGUCCUCGACUUGUUGUUUGUCUGUACAGUGGUGGUGAAUUAACUGGAUCAAUAACUGAAUAUAUUGAUUUGUGCUGUGUUCCUCUUCACAUCUUAUUUCUCUCUUCAUUUCUGCCUCCUGGAAAUCGAAGUGAUUUUCAGGAAGUGGACGAUGUGUCAGCGUUCAUGUGACUGAGUCAUUUUUAGAGCUGAGUUUUUCCUUCCUGUCUGUUUGUUGUCUGUGUUCGUUCCACAUGUUUCAUAUUCAGCUCUAACAGAUGUGACAGAUGUUAGAAAAUAAAUUAAAUGUUGUGA
Chelmon rostratus (copperband butterflyfish) is the source of this 799-nucleotide messenger RNA. RefSeq names its product ATPase H+ transporting V1 subunit F (gene atp6v1f). Gene Ontology annotation, molecular function: proton-transporting ATPase activity, rotational mechanism. Gene Ontology annotation, cellular component: membrane; proton-transporting V-type ATPase, V1 domain. The record is from RefSeq and is a predicted model, not a curated record. NCBI's taxonomy places the organism in Eukaryota, Metazoa, Chordata, Actinopteri, Chaetodontiformes, Chaetodontidae. Gene Ontology annotation, biological process: proton transmembrane transport. The transcript is spliced from 2 exons. The coding region runs from base 95 to 454 and encodes 119 amino acids.